This is a messenger RNA of Gymnodraco acuticeps, 3109 nucleotides long. RefSeq names its product discoidin, CUB and LCCL domain-containing protein 1. The coding region runs from base 74 to 2080 and encodes 668 amino acids. Lineage: Eukaryota; Metazoa; Chordata; Actinopteri; Perciformes; Bathydraconidae. The record is from RefSeq and is a predicted model, not a curated record. The transcript is spliced from 15 exons.
AACUUUUACUGAGGCCAGAAGCUCGAGCCAGCGGGGCUUGCACCUUACUUUUUCACGCCGAGCUCUGGAAAUCAUGCUUGUAAAGUGCGAAAACAUCCGGGAUGCUGUGAAGUCUCUUAUUGCCGGUUUCUGGAUCACUUUUAGCGUCUGUUCCGUAGGUGUUCACGGCCAGGAGGGUAAUGGCUGUGGACAUUCCCUUCUGGGCACAGAGUCGGGCACAUUGGCCUCUCAGAACUACCCGGGAACGUACCCCAGUAACACCUGGUGUGAAUGGAGGCUGCGGGUGCCAGAGGGGCGCACGCUGCGGCUGCUGUUUGGGGAUUUCGACAUCGAGAGCAGUCCAGACUGCAGGAAUGGCUCUCUGGUCAUCACAGACAAGAGCGGAGAGCUCACUCUGGGUCCAGUGUGUGGGAAGCUCGAUGCAUCACAGAAGAAUGUGACACUUAAAAGCAAUGAAGUGACGAUAACCUUCAAGUCAGGCCCUCAUCGCUCCGGGCGAGGGUUCCUCCUGUCCUAUGCCACUGACCAGUAUCCAGAUCUAAUUUCCUGUUUGAAACGAGGAUCUCAUUCUAGCACACAUCUUUUGAGUGUGUACUGCCCCGCUGGAUGUAAGGAUGUCACAGGGGAUGUUUGGGGAAACUCGGAAAAGGGUUACAGAGAUACCUCAGUCCUGUGCAAGACUGCAGUCCAUGCUGGAGCUGCGUCUGACACUCUGGGAGGGCGAGUCACUGUGAACCGAGGGAGGAGUCUUACACUUUAUGAAUCAACCUUUUCCAAUGGAAUCCUUUCAAAAACGGGAUCAUUAUCUGAAAAGAAGUUGCUCUUCAGUCAAGAAUGCAACAACAUCCUGAGUGUCUCCGGUUUAAAUGCCUCAUCUUUCUGGGAUAAAAACAGUCGAGAGCACACACUGUUCUGGUCCUCAUCAAACAUGAUUUCUAGCCAUGAGUCCCUGCUCUGGGCAGCGGACGGUAACGACCCGAACCCAUGGGUGGAGCUGGGGCUGAGUGAUAGAAGCACCAUCACAGGAAUAAUAACAACGGGAUCAAACGAAUACUACAUAGAAUCCUUCAGUCUUUUUUUCAGCAAGGACAGGAAAACUUGGAAGCUUUACAAAGGUGCUCUCAGCAAAGAAAAAAAGGUGUUUCAGGCCUACACUGACGGCCAUCACAGAGUCCUCAACAGUUUCUUCCCUCCUGUGUUGGCUCGGUUUGUCCGGCUGCAGCCGCUGAGCUGGCAGGGGCGCGCUUCCGUUCAGGUGCAGGUCCUGGGCUGUCCCGUUGCCAAGGCCACCCCAAGGUCACGCCCACCUGCUGCAGAAUCUCCACCCAUCAAAGUUAAUAUGGGCACACCGCGGCCCACCCUCCCCCCGACCCCCACAGAGGGCCCAGUGUUAGUGGAGACAAGACUAAGCUCCAGCCAGCCGGUGAUAGUGGCCGUGGGAGUGGUGCUGGGGCUGAUAAUGUGCGGCAGUUGUUUGAUGGCUGGGGUCUGGUGGAAGCGAAGGAAAAAGGAUUCACAGCUGAAGUACUCCUUACCCACCACAGGUUGUCAGAGUUUCCAGGCUAAGAGUCUCUCCUGCCCGCAAUCAGAGCUCAUCUCUUACCCUCUGGAGAGAAACGUCCAUGAUGCUCUACCUAGCCCUCCUCUUAAUGACUAUGCAGAGCCUGCUGUUGCUGCUAUUGGACAGAAGAUCGGGUCUACAUUCAGACCCUCCUCAGACGAAGGCUACACCACGCCCUUCGCCUUCAACCAUUAUGACACUCCUGUCAACCUGCCGGAGUACGCCGAGCCCCUCCCCCCAGAGCCAGAGUACGCCACCCCGUUCAGUGAGCAGAUCACCGAGUGCAGCCUUCUGGCUCACAGCCAUACACACACACCUCUCACACCAGCACCCAGCACUGGCCCCAGGACGUCUCCCAGCCGCUCUCAGUACGACUGCCCCUCACACAGGGUGCUGUCCAACGGCUACUGCACUCCGGCCCUGCAUGCCAACGGCCCCCGGCCCGUCAGUGUGGUGUACGCUGAGCCAAAGUCAUGUGACACUUUACUACAGAAGCCCACAUAUGAAGAGCCUUUGUGAGCUCAGACAUGGAAGAAAAAAGACUCUUCUGAGCUAAACCGUGAUCUGGAGUGGACACUAAGAUGGACAGUGUUGUCCAGAGAGAACUCAUGCUGACAGAGCUGAACUUCCUGUGAGGGAUGUAUCCGAAGCUGGGAAGUCACUUAGGAGCACAAUGCACAUACAAGGGUGCACAAAGAUCUGAGAACCAUAUGCAAACAAAUAUUUCCUUCCUGGAAGUAUGUUGCGGAAGUAUACCGUGAUGCACAAAGAAAACGCAGGCUCAGUGGCGUCGCACUCAGAGAUAUUGAAAUGUUUAAUCACCAGCUGCACUUUCAGAAAACACAUACAGCAAUGUCUGCCUCAGUGUGUUUAACAGGUUAAUGCAAACAGAGUGAAUUGAUUAUGUUACUUGUUCUCACUAAACAUAGUAUUCACAAUGUAUGAUUUGUACAUGUUUUGCAAAAGAAACAGCAUUUAAGAAGCACUGUAAAUGGAACACUAACAGUGGUUCAUAUUGUUGCUCUGAUGAAGAAUAACCACUAGAGGGCUCCCUUGAGCUUUAAACAGUAAUGAGUUGUUUUACUCAUCCACUGUUUCUCACUCCUCAGAUAUGUGUCCUCCAUUUAUAAACAUAAAUAGUAACAAACAUAUUAUUUGUUUAAAUAAAUGCUUUUAGUAUAACACAGAAAGGCACAACAACCCUGUGUCCUGACACACAACCUUAACAUAAACAGUUCCAAUAUGUGGCCUUGUUUUUUGUCACUACAGUAAUUUCAUUUGACUUAACUCUGUGCUUCCUGCUUUCAUUGUCUAUGCCAUGAUGCCAAGAUGUGUUCAAAGGAAAACACAGGUCUUAAACAGAUAGAAUUACUAAGGAACAUUUAAAUAAACCGAUAUGUCGACGCUGUUGUUCACUCUUAGUGAAAAAGAAGAAGAUAGAAAUGUGUCCUUUCUCCUAUCCAAAGGGUUUUUAUAUAAUAAGGGUAAGGGGACCGUGGAAGUUUGCCAUUAUAUGUGAAAAUGUAAAUAAAAGAACCUCAUAUGUUA